Messenger RNA from Aedes aegypti (yellow fever mosquito), 718 nucleotides. RefSeq lists its product as uncharacterized. Lineage: Eukaryota; Metazoa; Arthropoda; Insecta; Diptera; Culicidae. Gene Ontology annotation, cellular component: tRNA-splicing ligase complex. The transcript has 2 exons. Bases 113 to 604 code for a protein of 163 amino acids. The record is from RefSeq and is a predicted model, not a curated record. Gene Ontology annotation, biological process: embryonic morphogenesis.
CAGCUUGUUUUCGCAUUUACACAAAACAAAACAAAAAUGCCGAACUCAGUGCAACGGAGAAAUUGAAAAUUAUCAAAAAAUCACUGUUACUAAUCGUUUUUCACGCCAAAAAAUGGAUAUUCUGCAUCCUCAUUUACUCAGCAAACAAGAGCUAUUGGACAUAUUUCGACAGCGCCACAUUUCGAUCCCUCGCCUGGAGGAAUCGACACGCGAUGAGCUGAUCAGUCUCUACUCGAAAUAUCUUCUACCGUUGCCACGAAGGGGAGGAUCCUCCAGCAACCCCCCAGAUAGCUCCUCCCUCCCGCAAGACGUCGAAAUGGCCGAUGCUUGCUCUAAAUCCACCAAUUCGAACGGUGACAGCCGAAGACCGGGCUCGAACGUACGAAAUCGGAUCGUAUACUCCGACAGCCCGGUGGACAACGUAAGCCACGGCAUGAAACGGAUCAAACUGAUCAAUACCGGCGGAGGGGGAGCAAUUGUGGCCAGCAGUCCCAAACCGGUCAUGGUGAAACGAACGCUGGAGAUUAGCCCUGGUAAAAGCAGCUCGAUGGGGAGUGCGGUCAGUCCAGCUCCCAGCAAACGGCAAAAGAUAACGUGGCCGUAGAUUGGAACCAACCUACGAGGUAAGGUAGGUUGGAUGAUUUAAACUUAAGUAUUGGAUGUGAACAAGUCGACAGGUAAUUUUAGGUAAUAAACGUGAUAUUGAACAUGGUUUCUA